CGGUCAGAUGGUUUUCCAAUUGUAGUACGGACGGUCGUUUUUUUGUGAAAAAUUAAAAUCUUCUGUAUUUUAAAAGAAUUUUGCCAGCCGACAUUGUGGUCUGUUAAGUAAUCAAUUAAGAGAAAACGCGUGCAGCAUACCUGGAGCUGAAGGUCCAUUUCCGUUUCCUGUGUGCUUUUGGAAGCGAGCGUUUCCGCAUCCCGAAUUCUGUGUGCAUUUGUUUACGCCGACCACCACCGCCUCACAUCCCACAUUUUCUGGUGAACUUUUGCCGUCGGGUGGUGUUGUCACUGCCCCGCCGCCGCUCCCCCAAACUUGGGUGCCGUAAAAAAUCGAAACUCCCGCACAGUGGGCUACGAAGUGGUCAUAGUCGAGAUAUUAACUUGAAGUGAAACACGGAGGGUUGUGCAAUCGGUUGUGCCAGCACGGCACACACACACACACCUAGGCGACAGGCGUAUUAAAAUUCAAGCGGACAGCUGAUUUCGGAGCGUGCUGCACCCAGUGUGCAUUCCACUGUGCAAGGGCGGCAAAUAUUCCAUAAAGCAAAACGGCAAACAAACAAAAUUGACGGAAAGCGUAACCAGAAAAAGAAAGGCAGCGGAGAGAAGGCCCUUACUCGUUCGGUUUAUUUAAAGACUCGCCGCCGACCAACAACUGCAAUCAUUUUAUAAUUCAGCAAACAAUGUAAGCUGCUGCCAUGACAAAGGACCAAGAUCCAGCAAUGGUUGUAAUUUAGCCCAUAAUCAACUGGCAUUACCUGGAAAUAAUAACUGCAGAGAUAUCAGAGCUCCCAUUGAAGGCUGCUAAUCGAGGACAGAGAUCAUAAAUCAUUAUCCAGCGCCAGCAAGGAGGCAGCACCCACAGCGGCAGCGAUUGAGUUGCACAGCCCGGAGACAAAUUAAUCAUACGCCGCGUUGGCCGCCUCGUUGUCGAUAUGUAUUCCCUUGUCCAUCCACCGCCGAACUGCGCGGCGCGCACUUGACACGCGUUGAAGCGGAGCCAAGACCGAGAACCACUUAUUGCAGAUAGCAAGGCGGGGAACAGGAGAGUUUCCCGGAGUAGCGCUACGCCUCUUGCAACAUUAUCAUCGGAGCCUCAAGCUUUGAUUUGUUUUUGUUAUUCGUUCGCAUUUAGUUCGAAUUGUUACGCCGGGCGAGCCGCGUUUACUUGGCCUAAGGAAGUGUUCGAUUUCUGUGACAACAAAGUACCGCAUGUGGCUGCUAGGGCUAAAUCCGCUUACCAGCAGCAGUAACUGCUACAACAUCAGCAGCAGCGACAUCAACAGCAACUGCAACUUCGACCAGUUGCCAUCAACCCGUCAAUAUAUUCUCCGCUGGCCUGUGAUAAACCCCAUAUCGUUCUUAAUGAAUGACAUUCGGUCCAAGUCAUUCUAUCGUGCAGGCAAAGCAACAUCUGCAGCAUCCGCGUCGGCCACGGCCAAAUCCACUGCUAAAUCGUUUGAUAAAUCGCAGAACAACAAUCCCCGUACUUACAACAACAGCGGCAAGUCGAAUAAGGUGUUCCUCCACUAUAUACCCCGCGAUCCGCGCCUAAGAAUUUUUAACAAGACCGCCACCCUGAAUAAACCCUUGAAUCGCACCACCCUGAGCGAGCUAAACAUAACUGAAGAUCUGUGCAAUUAUGGUGAAUUAAUUGGUGGUAGUGCUAAAGUGAAUCUAGUGCCAGUGAAAUCAUAAGUGUGUCCGCAAUUCGUAGUGACGCGUUUUUUGUUUCCCUUCCAAUUUGGUUCGAGUGUUUCCCCCACGAAAGCAGCAUCCCGAGAAGCCACGCACUGCAGCGUUGACCAACGGAGACCAGGGUAACAUCAUCCAUCUGCCGCCUACUUAAGACAAAAUCAAUGCUGAAGUCUAAUGCAAACUGUGUUCAACU
Drosophila kikkawai is the source of this 1893-nucleotide messenger RNA. RefSeq lists its product as uncharacterized. NCBI's taxonomy places the organism in Eukaryota, Metazoa, Arthropoda, Insecta, Diptera, Drosophilidae. The record is from RefSeq and is a predicted model, not a curated record.